Messenger RNA from Pteronotus mesoamericanus, 1243 nucleotides. RefSeq names its product sulfotransferase 1 family member D1-like. Gene Ontology annotation, cellular component: cytoplasm. Lineage: Eukaryota; Metazoa; Chordata; Mammalia; Chiroptera; Mormoopidae. Bases 171 to 1058 code for a protein of 295 amino acids. Gene Ontology annotation, biological process: sulfation. The record is from RefSeq and is a predicted model, not a curated record. The transcript is spliced from 9 exons. Gene Ontology annotation, molecular function: aryl sulfotransferase activity.
UAAUGCAUACAGCUGGUUAUCUUGGUUGACUCAAACAACAGGGUGAAAUUUCUGCCGAUCCAUUACUAUAGAAGCAAAAUCUAGACCUCCAGGUUGUUAAGACAAGUACUUGCUCUGAUUCUUAACUUGAGGAUCAUUUAAAGCUCUCAGGAGUUUAAAGUCUCUCAAAAAUGGAAAACAAGCCAGAUAUCUACAGAAGGGAGUUAGUGGAUGUUCAGGGCACCCCUCUCUUUUGGAGCAUUGCUGAGGAGUGGUCCCAGGUGGAGUCGUUUGAAAGCCGACCAGAUGACCUUUUGAUCUCCACCUACCCCAAAUCUGGCACAACCUGGGUCAGUGAAAUCCUGGAUUUGAUCUAUAACAAUGGGGAUGUUGAGAAAUGUAAACGGGAUGCAAUAUACAACCGAGUACCAUUCAUGGAACUUAUAGUACCUGGAAUUGAAAAUGGCAUUGAGGAUUUGAAAAAGAUGCAGUCUCCUCGAUUAGUGAAAACACACUUACCUGUUCAACUUCUUCCUUCUUCAUUUUGGAAGAAUAACUGCAAGAUUGUCUAUGUGGCACGGAAUGCUAAAGAUGUGGCUGUGUCUUACUAUCAUUUCUACCAAAUGGCAAAACUGCACCCAGAACCUGGUACCUGGGAGGAGUUUCUGGAUAAAUUCAUGACUGGGAAAGUGUGUUUUGGCUCUUGGUAUGACCAUGUGAAGGGUUGGUGGGAGAAAAGGAAAGAUUGUCGUAUCCUCUACUUAUUCUAUGAAGACAUGAAAGAGGAUCCAAAGCGUGAAAUUCAGAAGUUGUUAAAGUUUCUAGAUAAAGAUCUACCAGAAGAAACUGUGAAUAAAAUCAUCUAUCAUAGUUCUUUUGAUGUGAUGAAGCAGAAUCCUUGUGCUAAUUAUACUACUGUACCAACAUUUGAUAUGGAUCAUACUGUGUCUCCCUUCAUGAGAAAGGGCAUUGCAGGAGACUGGAAAAACAAGUUCACUGUAGCCCAAUAUGAGAAAUUUGAAGAGGAUUAUGAAAAGAAAAUGAGAGGUUCUACACUGAAGUUUCGUUCAGAGAUCUAAGAAUUACCUACUCUUUGUCCAACUCCUUUGAUGGCACUUUAAUUAGAAAAAUAUCUCUUUAAACAUGUAGUGAAAGAAAACUCUAUAUAUUUGCUUACUUAAUAAUGUUAAUGAUUUGUAAUAGAAUAUUCAAAGAAUUUCAAAGUUUACAUAUGAAAAAUCAGUACUGUAUGAUUUUAACUACU